Aspergillus candidus is the source of this 1369-nucleotide messenger RNA. RefSeq names its product aspartate aminotransferase family protein. Bases 34 to 1347 code for a protein of 437 amino acids. The record is from RefSeq and is a predicted model, not a curated record. The transcript has a single exon. Gene Ontology annotation, molecular function: transaminase activity; pyridoxal phosphate binding. NCBI's taxonomy places the organism in Eukaryota, Fungi, Ascomycota, Eurotiomycetes, Eurotiales, Aspergillaceae. Gene Ontology annotation, cellular component: mitochondrion.
CUUCCCAAAAAUUCAGAAUCAAAACAAGCCAACAUGUCCGCCUUCCUCGAAAAAGCCAACGCCCACCUCAUGUACACAGGGGUCCCCUACUCGCCCACCCUAAUCACCCGCGCAGCCGGCACAAGACUAUAUACAGCGGAAGGGCACCAAAUCCUCGACUUCACCUCCGGCCAAAUGAGCUCUCUCCUAGGCCACUCGCACCCAGAAAUUGUAUCGGUCGUACAGACACACAUCGCGACGCUCGAUCACCUCCUCUCCAACAUGCUAACAGCUCCCGUCCUCGCCCUCGCCGAGCGCCUCGCACACCACCUACCCACCCCGCUCUCCAAAUCCUUCUUCCUAAACACCGGCUCCGAGACGAUCGAAGCAGCCAUCAAGAUGGCCAAGUGCUACACAGGCCGCUUCGAAGUCGUCGCCUUCGCAGCGAGCUACCACGGCCUAACGCAGGGCGCCGGCUCAGCGACGUAUUCCGCGGGGCGCAAGAACGGUAGCGGGCCGUGCAUGCCCGGCCAAUUGGCAUUUCCAGCGCCGUACGCAUUCCGCUCGCCGUUUCGGAGGCCCGCGGACGGCGAGUAUGACUGGGAGACGGAGUUCGAGUACGGGUGGGCGAUGAUCGACCGGCAGAGUGUGGGGUCGUUGGCCGCGUUUGUGGUGGAGCCGAUCUUGUCAACGGGGGGUGUGCUGGAUCUGCCGCGGGGUUAUUUGGCAAGGUUGAGCGAGGAGUGUCGCAAGCGAGGGAUGUUGUUGAUUUUGGAUGAGGCGCAGACGGGCGUUGGUCGGACGGGACAUAUGUUUGCGUUUCAGGACCCCGACCAUGGGGGCGUUGUGCCUGAUAUUUUGGCGCUGAGUAAGACGCUGGGGUGUGGGCUGCCACUGGCGGCUGUUUGUACGACUGCGGAGAUUGAGAGGGGGUGUCGCGAGGCGGGGUUUCUUUGGUUGUCAACGCAUUUGAAUGACCCGUUGACUGCCGCUGUUGGAGAUAAGGUGUUGGAGAUUGUGGAGCGGGAUGGAUUGUGUGCGCGGGCGGCGGAGCGGGGGUUGCAGCUCAGGGAGGGGUUGCUGGCGCUGCAGAGGAAGUACUGGUGUAUUGGGGAUGUGAGAGGGAAGGGCCUAUUGCAGGGGAUUGAGAUCCUGGAGGAUGUGAAGACGAAAGCGCCCGGGGUGGAGCUCGGGCAGGCUGUGUCGGACAUGGCGAUGAGCAAAGGAUUGUCCUGUAAUGUGGUGAACUUGCCUGGCAUGGGCGGUGUGUUCCGUUUGGCACCGCCGGUGACGGUCGCCCCGGAGGAGAUAGACGAAGGAUUGCGCAUUUUGGAUGAAUCAUUUGGGGAGGUGUUGAAAGGUAUUUGAGCUCUUGUUCUCUCAUUUCUCG